Messenger RNA from Lobosporangium transversale, 1536 nucleotides. RefSeq lists its product as hypothetical. The transcript has 5 exons. NCBI's taxonomy places the organism in Eukaryota, Fungi, Mortierellomycota, Mortierellomycetes, Mortierellales, Mortierellaceae. Bases 1 to 1290 code for a protein of 429 amino acids. The record is from RefSeq and is a predicted model, not a curated record.
AUGGAGUCUCGUGAAGAAUCGAAUACUCAACAGCAUGAGCCAGCCAUUCCAGCACCUCCGUCGGUUCAGGAGCGUAGAAUGCAACUUGAAGCAUUUCAAGCAGAGCGCGCAUUAAACAAAUCUAUGCGUGCAUCUGUACGAGGCAACAACAGCCGAACUGGAUUUCAUUCUUUACAGUCUUUGAAUCGAUCCAUUUUCCGUCCGACAAAAUCUGUCAGUAGCAAUUAUAGUAAAUCAAUAUUAUCAGCAGGUAUUGACCAGUCUAAGAAGGAAAAUGUUAUCAGGAAUGAAAACACCAGUAAUGAUCAAGAAGAAGAAGCUGGUGUGCAAGAGUUCAACACUCGAAGGAUCGUUCAGCAUUUUGAUACAUUAUCCAAAGCGAGCCAACCUACUAAUAAUCUGUUGGGUGUACGACGGCACCUUGGAACAUCAACCCAUCGAGUCGAGAAGAAGCUCUCGUCUACGUCUACACAUGCCCUAUCAAAGACAUUACGGACAGCAAAUCAAAAUAACCUAAAUGAAAAAACUCUGGAUGUAACGAAUAAUGUUGGCUCCUACGAUUUGAAUAAGGCCGCUCAAGAGACACUUGAAACGUCCGGGACUAGUAUUGAUAAGCCUAACAUUGAGGUCGAUCUAUCGGGAAGAUCCGUAUUCCUUGACACAACCAGUACGCGUCAAGACCGACCAUCCGCAGUCUUGACUCCAACAAAACGGAAAGAAGCCCUUUAUCUUUCUCAAGCACGACUCUUGCAAUGGCACAUGAUGAACAAGCAGGCAGCGAUGCACUUUCAAAAACAAGAGGAGUCCGCUACAGCGCAAUUUGAAUUGGUUGGACGUUCACUUCUGAAGAAGAAGGAAAGGUUACUUGAGCUUCAGAACAGAUUUGAGGUUGAGAAAGAAUUAGUGGAUCUUGAGUCAACACUGGGUUAUCAGAGAGAUCAACUACUUGCCGUCACUGCAAAUCUGAAGUCUUUUAAGGACCGUUAUGAGAUUUUCUCCGCUGCGUUUGACAACGAGAGUAAUGUUUUUUAUAUCCCUGGGAUCGACGAUAGUAAUCUCAAGGAAUGGCUAGGGCAGAUCUUGGAGUGCCGAGCAGUGUUGAAUAACUUUAAUGAACGCUCAAAAGAUGAAAGAGAAUUGAUUCACGGGAUUUCUCAAGUCAUGACUCAACUAUGUGAUAUUGUUAAACAGGAAAUUCAGGAACUGAUGGAGUGUAUUGCAUUGAUGAGUAAAGUGCGUGAAGCAGAAUCCCUUGAAAGUAGUUUGGUAGCUUCGUCUUCGGUAUCAUGAUUAUAUUCAGAGGCCUUCAUCCGUGCCAUUAGCCAGUCGUGUUUUCGAAUACAAAGGCCGCAUUGACUGCGCCCAACCGGAUUGCCUUAUACCAUGAGCAUAUGCGUUGAUUCUUCGCGUUCGCCGUUUUUUAUAGAGCUUAGCACUACAUAUUAGCUUCCCUCCACAGGACACUUUAAAGGCAAUAUAAUCAAUGCCGCGUAGCUUGGCUAUGGAAAUCUAGAGUACAAGCCAUAAAAGAAAAAU